Messenger RNA from Lagopus muta (rock ptarmigan), 957 nucleotides. Its product is annotated as blue-sensitive opsin-like. Gene Ontology annotation, biological process: phototransduction; G protein-coupled receptor signaling pathway; visual perception. NCBI's taxonomy places the organism in Eukaryota, Metazoa, Chordata, Aves, Galliformes, Phasianidae. Gene Ontology annotation, cellular component: photoreceptor outer segment; membrane. Gene Ontology annotation, molecular function: G protein-coupled receptor activity. The record is from RefSeq and is a predicted model, not a curated record.
AUGCACCCCCCUCGCCCCCCCUCCGACCUCCCGGAGGAUUUCUACAUCCCCAUGGCCCUGGACACCUCCAACAUCACGGCCCUCAGCCCCUUCCUGGUCCCCCAGACCCACCUGGGCAGCCCAGGGCUGUUCCGCGCCAUGGCCGCCUUCAUGUUCCUGCUCAUCGCCCUGGGGGUCCCCAUCAACACCCUCACCAUUUUCUGCACCGCCCGUUUCCGGAAGCUUCGUUCUCACCUUAAUUACAUCCUGGUUAAUUUGGCUUUGGCCAACCUGCUGGUCAUCCUGGUGGGCUCCACCACAGCCUGUUACAGCUUCACCCAGAUGUACUUCGCCCUCGGACCCACGGCCUGCAAAAUCGAGGGCUUCGCCGCCACGCUGGGAGGGAUGGUGAGUCUGUGGUCUCUGGCCGUGGUGGCUUUCGAGCGGUUCCUCGUCAUCUGCAAACCUUUGGGCAACUUCACCUUCCGGGGCAGCCACGCCGUGCUGGGCUGCGUGGCCACCUGGGUGCUGGGCUUGGUGGCCUCCGCACCGCCGCUCUUCGGGUGGAGUCGGUACAUCCCAGAAGGGCUGCAGUGCUCGUGCGGGCCGGACUGGUACACGACGGACAACCAGUGGCACAACGAGAGCUACGUGCUCUUCCUCUUCACCUUCUGCUUCGGUUUCCCCCUCGCCAUCAUCGUCUUCUCCUACGGGCGCCUCCUGCUGACGCUCAGAGCUGUGGCCCGGCAGCAGGAGCAGUCGGCGACGACGCAGAAGGCGGAGCGGGAGGUGACGAAGAUGGUGGUGGUGAUGGUGCUGGGCUUCCUGGUGUGCUGGGCGCCCUACACGGCCUUCGCCCUCUGGGUGGUGACGCACCGCGGGCGCAGCUUCGAGGUGGGCCUGGCCUCCAUCCCGUCCGUCUUCUCCAAGUCCUCCACCGUCUACAACCCCAUCAUCUACGUCUUCAUGAACAAGCAG